This is a messenger RNA of Drosophila subobscura, 847 nucleotides long. It is a transcript of the gene IFT43, whose product is annotated as intraflagellar transport protein 43 homolog. Gene Ontology annotation, cellular component: cilium; intraciliary transport particle A. The coding region runs from base 51 to 776 and encodes 241 amino acids. The transcript has 5 exons. The record is from RefSeq and is a predicted model, not a curated record. Gene Ontology annotation, biological process: intraciliary retrograde transport. NCBI's taxonomy places the organism in Eukaryota, Metazoa, Arthropoda, Insecta, Diptera, Drosophilidae.
GUGUCAUGCGUUUGCAGCCCUAGUAAAAAGCCAUUCACACAAAAGCCCCGAUGGCCACUUGUUGCCUUGGAAACGCGGAAAAAAUAAACAAAUUAGCUAUGGAUUGGGCUGAGGAGCUGAAAAUGACUAUAAGAAAGACAACGGCCCGCAAGGGUCGUCGCUCCAAGAGUCGCGAUGUCUUGAAGGAGGAAUCAUCGCAACCGGUUAAGGACAUUUCCAUAGACAUCACACUCAAUGUGCAGGCACAGGGCAGUCCCACAACAACAGAGGCCACCUCGUCCACAUACAACAAUGAAUUUGAAUCCCAUCGGCCGCCCAUCCGACGCAUAUCUGGAGGCUGGGCGGAUGCUGGCUUUAAAGGUUUAAAAUCCAAGAAGAAUUCAUUCGAUGACGAGCGUUUUCAGCAAACAAAGUCGGCCACGUCCGUGCCGACCGAUGAUAUACCUGUUAUACCCGAUGUGGAUGACUUCAAGGAUGAAAUUAUGCUCAACGAGAUAGUUGAACCGCCUACGGCCAGCUUAAAUCGUUUGGCGGUUCUCAAGGAGAUCAGCACGGAUUUGCUCUCGCAGCACGCUUUCAAUGCAGUUGAUAAUUUUAAUCUGUCCAUACUGACCGAUUGUCUGCUGCCCCAGGAGACACUCAACGAGGUCGAUGAGAUCUGGCAGUGGGACAAACUCUUCACUGAAGUGUCAGCCGAAAUCCAUUCGGAUAAGGCGCCCAAUAUUGGUGUGAAAAUCGGACCCGAUGUGGUUCCACCAGCUGCCCAGCACACUUGAGAACGAAAUGGAAAGUACAAGAACAGUGCAAUAAAUACUCAAAUAUUAAAUAUAGAAAUUUCAUUUGAUCA